Molecule: messenger RNA, 4606 nt
Organism: Morone saxatilis (striped sea-bass)
Lineage: Eukaryota; Metazoa; Chordata; Actinopteri; Moronidae
Gene: ptger2a
Product: prostaglandin E receptor 2a (subtype EP2)
Exons: 4
Coding region: 487-1602 (371 amino acids)
Biological process (GO): inflammatory response; cellular response to prostaglandin E stimulus; adenylate cyclase-activating G protein-coupled receptor signaling pathway
Cellular component (GO): plasma membrane
Molecular function (GO): prostaglandin E receptor activity
Source: RefSeq, a predicted model, not a curated record
UCAUGCCCGCCUCAUCACAGUGCCGCGCGCCUCGACCUCUCCACACCUCACCUUUUACAACCAGAGCCGCUGCAGUCGGGACGGAUUUCUCUCACUGUGCUGGACGGUGAAACACGGAUAAAAAGGUCCACGCUGCGGGGAGCAAGUUGCGACAAGAGUAUUAUCCAGCGUAUAUCGCAAGUGACACAAAAUCUGCGUUCAGACUCCACAGCAGAGCGCUCCGCGGACGCAACACCUGGACACAUCUGUCAGAGCGCUGGUCCGCGCUUAGGGGCACGCACCUUUUCACAGUUGUCAGGGGCUUUUCUCGCGGAUUCAGGGACCUCUGGAGCCCUUAACUUCAAACAGGCAUCACGGGGUGGGCACGUCGAGCAUUGGACAGGGCAAGUAGGAUGGCUGCAGACAACUUCUUGAGGACACAUUUUUGACACUUUUUUUUCGGAAGCAGAGACAUAUUUUCUAAUUAAAACCAGCCAUUUUUCAGCCAUGUCGGAUCAAAAAGACGACAAGUGCCACACCAUAUUGCAAAUCAACCCCGCCGAGAGCCCGUUGAUCAGCGCCAUCAUGUUCGCCUUGGGCAUCCUUGGCAACGUGGCUGCCCUGGUGAUCCUGGAAAUCCGGCGGCGUAGAGACACAAGGAACGGGGGCAUGGGGCGGCGUUCGUUGUUUCAGGUCCUCAUCACGUCGCUGGUGGUCACGGACCUGGCAGGCACGUGCUUUGUCAGUCCAUUGGUGCAGCUGUCGUACUACACUAACACCACCUUGAAGGGGAUGUCUGAAAAUCACAGUGUGUGUAAGUACUUUGGCGUCAGCAUGACCUUCUUCAGCCUGGCCACCAUGUCGCUGCUCUUCACCAUGGCCCUAGAGAGAGGCUUCGCCAUCGGCUACCCCUACCUGUACAGCCGACACGUCACCAAGAAAUGUGCCUACAUCACAAUCCCGCUGGUGUUUUUGUUAUGUACGCUAUUCUGUCUCCUCCCUUUUGUGGGAUUUGGUAUGUAUGUACAAUACUGCCCCGGCACAUGGUGCUUCAUUGACAUGAACCCAGUUGGAAAGGAGGACCGGGCCUACGCCAACCUGUACGCCUCCGUCAUGCUGGUGCUGGUGCUGGCGAUCGUGGCGUGCAACGGCUUUGUGGUGUACCAGCUGUUCAAGAUGUACCAACGGCGGAGGAGGAACGGCGGCUCAGUCACGGGGCCCGCAAGAUCCAACAGCGAACGAAGGCAUAUGUCCAUGGCUGAGGAGGUGGAGCAUCUUAUCCUGCUGGUCUUCAUGACCAUCAUCUUCAUCAUCUGCACGAUGCCCCUGGUGAUCCGGGUCUACAUCAACUCUAUAUGGAAUGAAACGGAGUCUCACCAUCUGGACCUAAUUGCCCUCCGCUUUAUCUCUGUUAACUCCAUCAUCGACCCCUGGGUCUUCAUCCUCCUCUCCCCCAGCGUGUUGCACUUUUGCUGGGGCUCUGUCUGCCGGGCCUCUCUGGAAAUCUCCAGGGGUUCAAUUUUUAAGACAUCGCUGGCCAAAGAGAAUCCUCCGGCUAACCUCGAACUGUCUCGCCCAACGCUGGAGUACAUCGAGCAUUUUCAUUCCGUGGAAACUCUAUGACCAAAACAGUAUUUUGUUCUUUGAUGUUUAUAUUUGUUGGACACAGGAUUGGAUCACGGUUAGUGAUCACAAGAGUGGAGAGCUUUUGUGUGCCGUGGGUGGAGUUUCUUAUCUAUUUCAUGGGUGUUUCCAGUAGAUAAUGGCCCUUUCUGUUUCACUGAUAAACACACCAGUUUUAUCAGCUGAUGGCCACCACUCACCAUUCGCAGGAAGUUUCCCUCCACUUCAUCCAUGCCAAAUGCAUAAUGACUUUUGAGCUUUAUAUUUUAAAUGUAAAAACUCAACAUUUUGCCUCCUCCGCUGCUUAUAUUUUAUGCCAAUUAAUCGAUUAAAUAAAAAAAGGCUGCUGAUGGGAGCUGGCAAAAGAAAGAAAGACUUCAUGCAGGUUCUGUGAUGGUCUGGAACAAAGGACAUGAGACAUACUGAAGACAUUCAUCUAUCAAAGUGUCUAAAAUGGGAUUAGCUUUCGAUUCAUAAACAGUGAAGGAAGAGGUAACUAACGUUUGCUGUACAGCCUUCUCUGAUUCAAAUUCUGCUUUCCAAACAGUUGCUUCUUGGCCUGGAAACGGUGAGAUGUCACAUACAUGCAUGUAUUACAUGGCAUAUACAUGUAAUUGUUUAGAGCACAGCCGAAGAAAAUCCUACAUGGUGCCCAUAUCACUCAUGAACUGAAUGGUGCGCCUACUAAAAGUACGCACAUUCAGAUUCAAAUGGGUAGAUGUAAGAAGGUAGUUUGGUGGGGUACAUACAUGUUGAAGGUCUCAGACUGCCAGAGGAAGCGUUGCCACAUGAAAGCAGUAAAGUGAUGCAUUUUAGAAUGAGGUCACUGUAACAUACCUAGAUAUAAUCUAGACAGCAGACAUGUUUCUACAAGUGUAAGUGAGGCCUCAAGUAUUUGAUAUUUGCAGCUUUUGAACACAAUUAUAGGCCAUUAUAUUGAGAAUAGUAUCUUAUCACCUCUGAGCUUCCUAACCCCUGAACUUAACCUCUGGUCCGCUUUGGUAACCUUUCACCCUCACACUCCUACCAGAUUCCUGCUGGAAAGGUCAAAGGGCGACAGGCCUGGAGAGACUUUCUGGUGGACGAGCUAGUCAAAACUUCACUUAGGGAGUGGCAUGAUAAACACAAACCAAAGGUUAUGUUGAUUGUAGUGACAAUAUUCCAUUUAUACUUAUAUACUUAUACUGACACAGUAUUCUGCAUAUAAUAUUAUAUAAUAAUGUUUUAUAAAACGUUCUUUAUAUGAGACUGCAGUUACUUUUUGACUUGAAAAUUUGCGCUUCUUAUAUAAAUAACAGCAGAGAGCAAAUAUUCUUGCAGAAUCUGGUUUAUGAAAUACUAAAUGAAUGAUAGCAUACGAUUGUUACAUGGACGAUCAAACAAAAAUAGUGAUCCACGCAAAAAACAUUGUCAGAAGGUCCACAGGGUACCUUUAACUGUUUGGUUGUAUUGGAAUCAUUAGAAGAAAUUUUGGGGAAAAUGCUGUUAAAAAUAAAAGUCUUAAUUAUUUAAUAGAAUAAUAAUCUAUUUUUCAAAAAUGUAAUAUUAUUUAUACAAUAAACAAUCUAAAAUGUAUCAUAGUCUGCAGUCAUUUUGGGACAGAACUAUUGCCCUUGCAUUGCCUGAACGUUAUUUGGAAACUAUGAAAGCCCUUCAUUUUACGACUAAAGUGCCAUUUGUACUGUAUUAGUUUUACUUGGGAACAUCUUUAAAAUGUUAUUCUUAUUCAACGUGUGUCUUUCCAGAGGACCACCAUUCAUAAGGGACAGAGGACAUCCACUUAAUUACUCAUAGACCAGGUGGAAAACGUCAUGAUUACAGUCUCUAAUGAGAUCCUCAUGCUGAAAGUUCAGCUGCCAACUAAAGCAAACCCUGAAGAUGCAGGUUUGCUUUCAGCUCCACCAAUAAAAAAGUCUCCCUCUGCAAUAGACUCCAUUAGUCAGUCUGCAGUUAGCCUAUACAGUUCAUGUGUUAUGAGAUCUGCCACCCAACAAUGUCAGUUCUAACUUGCGUGCCGAUGAAGUCCGAUGACCUUUUCAGAUUCCUGGAAAAACCAGGGCAGUUUUUCCCACUUAGUUUUUUUUUAAUUUGCAUACUGGUAAAAGUUACACAUAGUUGGAUUCAUACUGGGUUACAUUAUACGACACCGUGGGGAAUUGCAACUAUUACAGCUUCCCUUCCUUUAAAAUGAAUCACAUUAACUAACACAGGUUUCCCGUUCCUGGCAAGAAAAUAAGCUAUCACAGAAUUUUGUGGGGUCUCCGGGUAAUAAUGCUCUCGAAAUAGGAAAACACUGUGUAGUCACUCGGGUUAUCCAACAGUAGGAGAGAAGAUUUCGGCCCUUGAGUGUGUAAAAUGUGUGUAAACAAAACUACAAGUUCUCAACUAUGUGUCAUUUUAAGAGGAUACCAGAAAAUGUAAACUUUUGGGCUGUAAGCCUGUGUGUGUGUGUGUGACAGAGCACUGACGUUGUUUAUCUAUUGUGUUGUGAGAACUACAGUUUAUUGCCUCUGCUGGUCUGUUGUUGGUUCUGAGCUUGGCAUCAAGUUUACAACACUGACUUACUGCUUCCUGUGGAUGUUGUGUGAGUUUUACUUUUCUGUAUGUGUGUGUGUGUGUGUGUUUGUGUGUGUGUGUAUGUGCCAGUGUCUUUCUCUGUUGCGUUUUUGUGAGAGUGCGUAUGUAUUAUUGCAUAUUGCAAAUAUGCAAGGCUUACAUGGUUGUGUCCAUGUGCCUACAAUUGGUUCAAGCUUGUGUGUGAUGUGCAUGCUAGUGUGUGUGUGUGUGUGUCUGUCUGUGCGUAUGUGUAUGUGUGUGUGAAAGAGUGACAGCACUGAAAUGUAAUGAUGUCGAACAAGAAUGUUACCUACCUGGAUGUCUUGUACUCUGUAAUUAUAAAGUACUGUAGAUGAAACUCAAUGCACUGAGCACACAAGUGUGUAUGUGUGUGUUUUAUGUCUUGUGUAAAUAAACAUCUCAUCCACUACAUAUACUGUCCGACCUG